AUGGCCCAGGCAAGACAUGCAUCGCAACCCAAACAAGCCCAACCCCAACAAAUACAACAGAAACAACCUUUCCUCAAGCAAUUCACCACCUUCACCAAAACCACCCCCGGCUUCGAGCGAUCCCUACGCCUACUCCAGGCCCUCUCCCAAAUCGCAUCAGACCUCUCCUCUCAUAAUGCCGUAUCAGCUACACGGUGGGCGACGGCUAAGUCGCAGAUAGCAUUGACGCGCCGCUACUUCCGCUUCCUGAAUUUCAUCGACUCGUUCGACCGGGUGUACACUCUCCUCGUGCAUGGCGGCGGCGGUGAUGUCGGGACAGUGAGUACGAUGCUUGACCUUGGGAAAUCGAGUGCGUUGGGUACUUAUGUGCUGCUUGAGGAUUUGACCAUCCUCCACGCAAUGGGCAUAUAUCCCCAAACACCCUGGUCCAGCGAUAUCCAAACCCAAGCAUAUAAAUUCUGGUUCUGGGGUCUUGCGCUAUCUGUUAUUGGGGUGGUUUGGUCGUUCCUUUUCAGCAGUGGCUCCAGUGCUCAAUCAAAGAAAGACGAGAAAGCCACGCCACCUAGCACUACGGCUAGCAAAACGCUUAUGAAGCGGGUUAUUGUUGAUGGAUGUGACCUUGUGAUUCCUGGGUCUUCGCUUGGGUGGAUUGACGUGGGGAGUGAGGUGGUGGGGAUGUUGAUGGUUUUGAGUACGGUUGUUUCAAUGGAGGAUGUUUGGAGGAGGGCCAAUGGCCUGAAUUAA
Messenger RNA from Aspergillus ruber CBS 135680, 744 nucleotides. RefSeq names its product PEX11 domain protein. Gene Ontology annotation, cellular component: peroxisomal membrane. The transcript is spliced from 3 exons. Gene Ontology annotation, biological process: peroxisome fission; regulation of peroxisome size. The record is from RefSeq and is a predicted model, not a curated record. Bases 1 to 744 code for a protein of 247 amino acids. NCBI's taxonomy places the organism in Eukaryota, Fungi, Ascomycota, Eurotiomycetes, Eurotiales, Aspergillaceae.